Plectropomus leopardus (leopard coralgrouper) is the source of this 897-nucleotide messenger RNA. The record is from RefSeq and is a predicted model, not a curated record. NCBI's taxonomy places the organism in Eukaryota, Metazoa, Chordata, Actinopteri, Perciformes, Serranidae.
UUGUGUGUGUGCGUGUGUGUGUGUGUGUGUUGCAGCUCCAUACUGUAACAGUUUGGUAAAGAACAUGGAUUCGAACCCGAUGUCCCGGAUGAUCUGGCAGGCCCUGAAGCCGCUGCUGAUGGGGAAGAUCCUGUACACGCCGCACACGCCCGCCACGCAGAGGAUCAUCCACGAGGUGAACCGGACCUUCCAGGAGCUGGGUGUGUUCAGGGACCUGGGCGGGAUGUGGGACGAGAUGAGACCCAAAGUGUGGGACUUCAUGGAGAACAGCGAGCAGAUGGACGUCAUCCGGACUCUGCUGAAGAACAACCUCACCGCAAAGUUCUUCCACGCUCAGCUCGCCAACACCGACUGGACCGUCGCCGACGUCUCCACCUUCCUGUCCAAGCAGCCGGGACAGGCGCCGGGCGGCGCCCUCACCUGGAGGGAGGUGUUCAACGAGACCGACCAGGCCAUCAUGAGCAUCUCCCGCUUCAUGGAGUGUGUGAACCUGGACAAACUGGAGCCGGUCUCCAGCGAAGAGCGACUGGUCAACCAGUCCAUGGUGCUGCUGGAGGACAGGAAGUUCUGGGCGGGGAUCGUGUUCCCGGACAUCGAGCCAAACGCCACCGAGCUGCCGGCCAAACUCAACUACAAGAUCCGCAUGGACAUCGACAACGUGGAGAGGACCAAUAAGAUCAAAGACGCGUAAGCGCACACACACACACACACACACACACACACACACACAGAUGAAAGUGUUCCUGUCCCUGAACGGUGCGAACGACCUCGACGACCCCGAAACUACUGCAGUGAAAACAGCACAGAGACGCCUGAGAGGUGUGUGUGUUUGUUGACCGUCAUUUUUGGGACUCACUUCCCAUUUCAGGACAAACAGCAGAUCCCCACACGGUUUUA